Molecule: messenger RNA, 276 nt
Organism: Paraglomus brasilianum
Lineage: Eukaryota; Fungi; Glomeromycota; Glomeromycetes; Paraglomerales; Paraglomeraceae
Source: the annotation of a GenBank genome assembly
AUGAAUGUAUUUCUUAAAAAUCCUCAGCCAUUGGAAGAAGACGUGCUAGUUUGUCUUUUACAGCGUGACGAUCUCCAAAUUAGAGAAGUAGAUCUAUGGAAAUACAUUCUGCGAUGGGCAUUAGAUAAACAUCCGCGGGCGGCCGAGAGUUACGUAGAUGUUGAAACUCUCAGUGAACCGAACAUCGUGGGCAAAGGCAGCGGAAGGACACUUUCAACUGAUGAAUGGGCUUCAGCGCGGAAACUCGUGGAUGAUUAUCAAAGGCCGACGACCUAG